Manis javanica (Malayan pangolin) is the source of this 3331-nucleotide messenger RNA. It is a transcript of the gene RBM11, whose product is annotated as RNA binding motif protein 11. Lineage: Eukaryota; Metazoa; Chordata; Mammalia; Pholidota; Manidae. Gene Ontology annotation, biological process: regulation of alternative mRNA splicing, via spliceosome. Gene Ontology annotation, cellular component: nucleus. The record is from RefSeq and is a predicted model, not a curated record. Gene Ontology annotation, molecular function: single-stranded RNA binding.
GCUAGGGGAGGGGCGGGGUCUCGCCGCCUUCUCCAUCCUCGGGCCUGGAGUGGAGAGAUGUUCCCUACUCAGGAAGAGGCCGACAGGACCGUGUUUGUGGGAAAUUUAGAAGCCCGUGUGCGGGAAGAGAUUCUUUACGAGCUGUUCCUUCAGGCUGGGCCAUUAACCAAAGUGACUAUAUGCAAAGACAGAGAAGGAAAGCCGAAGUCUUUUGGAUUUGUCUGCUUUAAACACCCAGAAUCAGUGUCUUAUGCCAUAGCUUUGCUGAAUGGAAUUCGUUUAUAUGGAAGACCAAUUAAUGUGCAGUAUCGAUUUGGGAGUUCUCGUUCUACUGAACCAGCUGAUCAAAGUUUUGAGAGUUGUGUUAAGAUAAAUUCACAUAGCUACAGAAAUGAAGAAGUUGUGGUCAGAUCUUCCUUUCCCAUGCAGUCUUUUCCUACUAAUGCAGCCUUACCUCAAGAAUAUUUUUUCUUUCAGAAGAUGCAAUGGCAUGCAUAUAACCCAGCCCUUCAGCUUCCUUACUAUGAGAUGACCGCACUCCUUCCUAAUAGCACAUCUGUGUCUUCCUCACUAAAUCAUGUUCCAGAUCUGGAGGCCGGACCCAGCUCUUAUGAAUGGACUCACCAACAACCAAAUGACCCUGACCUUUAUCAGAUGAAUAAACAAAAGAGGAAAAAACAAACCAGUGAUAGUGAUAGUAGCACAGAAAACAACAGAGGAAGUGAAUACAGCCAAAAGUUUCGAAAGUGUAAGAAGAAGAAAAGGUAUUAGUACUACAUUCAAAUGAAAUUUGUCUGUACUGGUCUUAAUUUUCUUAAAAGAAAAAAGAAUCUGUUUUCCAGUAAAUGACAAAUUUCAUGACUUUCUUGUCUUUUUUGAAAUAUAUAACAAUAUGACAUUAGAUUUGCUAUUCAGUUUUUGUCUUGAAUGACAAAAACUUAAAAUUAAUAUAAUGUACUAGGUUUCAUAUUUGUAAUGGUAUUGUUGACACAUUGUCGGUAAGAAAUACACUUUGAGUUGUUAUAUUUUACUACUGAUGAUGAAAUGCACUAAACUGUUAAACAAAAGACACCCACUGAGCACUUACGGAUAAGGUACCCUGUUCUGCUGGAUUGUUGGUGAUACUGAGUGGGGGGACUUUCUGAAUGAAACUGGUAUAAAUAUUUAGGAGUUUCACGUUCCUAACAAAAUGGAAUAAGCAGGCUUUAGUUUCUUUUGUUAGUAACAUUUUAUUUUUUUGUCUAAAUAUGUUGUUUCUGAGCCUUACUGUCCUACAGUUUUAUCUCAUAAAAUGAGGAUAUGUGAUAGUGUUACCAAAGGAAAGAUGAUUAUCAUGGGACUAGUUUUUGGAUGUUCCCUUUUUAUAUGAAUGUAUAUGAAUAGGAAUACCUGCCUCUUUACUUCUCACUUAUUAGUUAUAUUUCAUGAAAAUUAGUUAGCUAUGACAGUAUUUAUUUUUUGCCAGCUGGGUUUGAGAGGGUGUAUUUGACGUAUUUAAAUCUUGAUAACAUAAGAGAAUAACAUUUCAUUAAUAUAUGAUAUUUAAUAUUGUCAAAUCAAGUUUCCUAUUUCUGGUUAAUUUAUUUUUAGAAAAUAGACUACAUGUAAAAUUAAUAGUUUAUUUGGGCUUAUUUUUUCAGUAGCUCAUUGUAAACUCACAUAAUGAAAAUAUUUACUAAAACUAAUUGAAAGAAUCAUGCAACUUCAUUGGGAGUUACCAAUUUAACAAGAAAAGCCAUGCUUGGAUAUUUCUUUUACAUAUUGCAUAGCACUUAUAAAUAUUUAUUAUUUUAGAUAAUAAAGACUUUUUAGCAAAAUGAGUACAUUUAACUUUCGCUUACAAAUAUACAAAACAGUAGAGUUUUAAAUAUAAAUAUUAGUCUAUUUUUAUCUGAUCAACAUGAAAACCUGAAUUCUGCUUGAUGUAGUUCGACCUGUAUACUUUCAUGUACUUGAAUAUUUAAAGAAGGUGACUCUUUAUUCCGUUUAAAUUUGCAUUUUUGUAAUUUUAGAUCAUGCAAAGAGAAAUAUGUUUCUAAAUAAAUAGAAAAUGAUAUAUAUUUAAACACAUUAACUUCACCUCAACCUUUUCAGUUCUUACUACAUUACAGUUUAUCUAAGCCCUAAAGUAUUAUGAUGGGUGUUACAAGAAACGUAUACAUAAGAAUUGUCUUAGCAAGUAAGAGUGGCAUAUUUGAAGAAAAUCAUAUUGAAGUACAGUUAUAUGAACUACAAGGAAUUCUUGUAACUUCUUUCAUUGUAGCCAGGAAUUACCUCAAUAUCAACUUUAGAAAGUAACUUAAUUUGAACCAACUAGAAGGCAAAUUCACGUAUAUACUCUGGUGUCUUUUAUUGUUAGAAAAUAUAGAACUUCCCUUAAAAUGUUAUAUCAUAUACAGUCCUAUAUAAUUUUAAAUUAUCAAUUUUCUCAAUGUAUAUCUUUGAGUUAAAAUUAUUUCUUUGCCUUAAAGGGUUUUUUAUUUUUCCAGUUUAUUUCUCCCUUCUCAAAAUCUAUUUUUAAGUAUGUAUGUACAACAAGAAGCUUGGAAUUUGAGAACAAAAUCAAUCAUCUUUUUUUCUCAUUUUCAUUAAUUUACUUUUAAUGAAUUUCUGUAAUGCAUCAGACAAUAGAAAAACAAUUGAAAAAAAUUGCUUAGAAUUAAAAUGGUGAAAAAGAUGAGUGCAAAGCAUGCCCUUGAAAUCUUUGCUAAAAUGAUGCACCUUUAGCUCUGGUAUCAAAUAUGUAACUGUUGAGACAAGUAUUUCACCUUUGAAAUCUUAGCAUUAAAUGCAAUUGUUAUAAGAUAUGCAGUAACUAAUUUAUUGUAACAUGAUUAAUAUAAAAUUAUGAUGCAGUAAUGUUUUUGGUUACCUUCUUACAGAAAUAAAAGAAAAAGAUUUAAGAGUUAUUACACUUUCUGUAGCACUAUCCAGAUGCAAGGACAGUGUACACUGACAUGUAGUCAACCUCUUUCUUUGUAUGGCUAAAUACUAAUGAACCAUGGGUGAUCCAAAAGUGAGAUUUCUCUCUCUUGGUAACACUUUGAAAACUGUAUCCCCAGACUUUUGUCUAGUGCCUACUGAGCAUGCCCACCUGGGUGUCUCUUUAGCAAUGAAAAUUACAUUUUGAAUUUUACCCUAAUUUUUUUAGCCCCAAAUAUUUUCUUCUUUGACCAAUUUGGGCCAGUAUUUUACUAUGGACCAGUUGCUGGAGGGUUGCAAUAAUCAUUGACCUCACUUCGGUGACUUAAUAGAGAACCAUUUCAGUCCCUCUUGUCCAUUCACAUACUUCAACUAUAAGGAAACAAUCUUUGUCAGGCACUUAAAUAAA